GCAUAAUCGAUAAGUACCCAGCCAGCCAUCACACAUCAAGGGGCGCAUUACGUCCGUGAGCGACGCCUGUCCCGUGGGAGCCGCACCUUCUUUGAUCCCUCGUUCAGCCACCGUUGAUUGCGAAACCUUUGUCCAUAAGCAUAUCGUUGCCUCUUCUGGUAAUCGAUAGAGAAUUCGAUCCUCCCCCGCCGAACAUCGAGAUAUUGGACAAUAGCGAGGAGCGCCCGUGACAGCCCUUGGAAGCUACUGCGUUAAAGUCGAUUUGCCCUGCUCAGUACCAUCAUGGUGUCUUGAAAGGCACUGAAAACGGCCGGCUACCUCACCUUUCUAACCUCCUUCAUCCAUCCGAGUCGAAUUGAAACGACACACGACCCAAUGGUCAAGAUGGCUCCCUUCGAAAUGGCUUCCCUCGAAGCCAGAUCCGUCCUCGCAAAGCGCUAUUUCCCCUACCCCAAUAGCCUGGAUCCCCUCACCCCGGUGUUCAAAACUGGCCUUAUCCCCGUAGCGCUCUUCGCCAUGAUGUCGCUGAUAUCAGUUUCGGCGCUCAUCUGCUUCAUCACAUACCGCUUAAUAUCCUGGCGCAAGCACUACAAGGAGUACGUCGGAUACAAUCAAUAUGUCCUCCUCAUCUACAACCUGCUGCUGGCGGAUCUGCAGCAGUCCAUCGCCUUCACGAUCUCGUUCCACUGGUUGAGGCUGGACAAGAUCCUUGCGCCUACGGCCGCGUGCUUCGUCCAAGGCUGGUUCUUGCAUAUCGGCGAUGUGGCGAGCGGGUUCUUCGUGCUGGCCAUUGCGAUACAUACGUGGUUUGGCGUUGUGAAGGGAGUUAGGAUGCCGUACAAGUGGUUCGUCGCGUCGAUCCUGUUGAUUUGGGGCCUGGCGUUGCUCCUGACUAUUCUUGGACCGGCGAUGCAUGGAGACCAUUACUUUGCGCGAGCUGGAGGAUGGUGCUGGGUUUCCGUUGAUUUCGAGGCCGAACGCCUGUGGCUUCACUACCUCUGGAUCUUCAUCGUCGAAUUCGGCACCAUUGCCAUCUACGCCCACGUUUUCUUCUACCUGCGAAAGAGCAUCCGAAACAUCAUGCACAACGACACGAGCAAGCUCUCGCGAGCCACCAGAUUCAUGGUCUUGUACCCGGCGGCGUACGUCAUCCUCACGUUCCCGAUUGCCCUGGGUCGAAUGAUUACAAUGGCUGGUGUCGACAUGCCCGACAUCUUCUUCUGCAUCGCUGGAGCCUUUUUGGCGUCCUGCGGCUGGAUUGACGCUGUCCUCUACACACUAACCCGUCGCGUAUUCAUCGGCGGCGACAUCUCCAGCCACCACUACAAUCGAACUGUAACCGCCAUAUCAAUGAACGCCUCCCGUCCAGGAGACGACACCCACUUCGGGCUGCAGUCGAUGAACAAAGAAGUCGGGACUGCACGCACGGUAACGAUCGUCGGAGGCAGCAACCGCAUGUCGCGCAUCGUCGACCACUCGCGAGGCCGCAAAGGCGCCCGUGGAAGGGGACUUGAGGAUACUCUCCGCGAAACAAGUCCGACGGGAUCUCAGGACUCGAUAAUGAAGCCCGGACCCAACGUCAUCGGCAUAACUACUGAGACAAACAUCCAGGUGGAAUCCGCCAGCGAAAGCAGUAGCCCCAUCAUUCCGGGCAGGUUAGUAUCGAGAAACCCGAGCCAAAGCGGCUUCAGUACGCAUUCGAGGUGAUCGCCGCGUAGCGUAGAUGCAUUUGUAGAGGAGUAUUUGAAUGUAACGGCCUUUAUGCAUUGUAGAUGCCGAUGCUGCUGGUUUGGCUCGGGGUGA
Molecule: messenger RNA, 1803 nt
Organism: Trematosphaeria pertusa
Lineage: Eukaryota; Fungi; Ascomycota; Dothideomycetes; Pleosporales; Trematosphaeriaceae
Exons: 2
Coding region: 376-1707 (443 amino acids)
Biological process (GO): adenylate cyclase-activating G protein-coupled receptor signaling pathway
Cellular component (GO): plasma membrane
Molecular function (GO): G protein-coupled receptor activity
Source: RefSeq, a predicted model, not a curated record